This is a messenger RNA of Myotis lucifugus (little brown bat), 1787 nucleotides long. RefSeq names its product interleukin 1 receptor type 2 (gene IL1R2). Bases 358 to 1755 code for a protein of 465 amino acids. Lineage: Eukaryota; Metazoa; Chordata; Mammalia; Chiroptera; Vespertilionidae. The transcript is spliced from 8 exons. The record is from RefSeq and is a predicted model, not a curated record. Gene Ontology annotation, molecular function: interleukin-1, type II, blocking receptor activity; interleukin-1 binding.
CUCGCCUCGCGGCUGGAGGGGCGCAGUCGUAGGGAGUCACAAAAAAUAGGGAAGCUCACGCACUCGCCUUGGCCACUUCCCCGUCUGAGGGAGGGCGCAUCGGCACGCGCGGCUCCCUGCCAGGAGGGAAAAGGUGUGUCCACGCCACCGCCACGGGCAGAGAGUGACACAGGCGAUUAGAAAACCCGGGAGGACGAGGAUAUAUAUCCUGACCUGACGCUGAGCUUCACCCAGGCGAAAGCCAGGCCUGGCAGCCUUCCCGGACGGACGAGAAGCCACAGGUGAAAAACGCAGCUGCAGGCUACAAAGUGCAGGGCCACAGACCCGAAGCCCCUGGGCCUCUGGACGUUGCUGGAAAUGAUGCUCACCUUGUACCUGUUGAUGAUGGGUGUCUCCGCCUUCACCAUUCAGCCUGAGGAACGCACGGUGGCUGCAGGGAGCUGCCAGGACCGCGGCAAGCAUUUUAAAACCAGUCUCAAGGUGGAAGGGGAGCCUGUGGUCCUGAGGUGCCCCCAGGCGCGGUACUGGCUGGGGGCCACUGCCAGUCCCCGCGGCACCGUGACCUGGCGCAAGAGCGGUUCUGCCGUGCCAGCCCCCGGGGAAGACGGGCGAGUGUGGGUCCAGGAUGGUGACCUCUGGAUCCUGCCCGCCCAGCGGGGCGACUCAGGCACCUACCUCUGCACUGUCAGAAAUGCCUCGUACUGUGACCAGAUGGCCCUGGACCUCAGGGUGCUAGAGAACACAGACGCUUCGCUGCCCGCUGUCUCCUACCCGCAGGUGCUCACCGUCGCGGCCUCGGGCUCCUUAGUCUGCCCUGAACUGAGUGAAUUCGCCAAGAACAAAACUGACCUGAAGAUUCAGUGGUACAAGGCACGGCCACACUGGGAGAGCCGGCCCCUGGCUAGGCGACGGCUUGACCCGCUGGACGAAGCCCUAACUGACCUCCUUUCUGCGUCCCUCGCAGGGAAAGAAGUGGAGACGGUGCCCGUGAUGCUGUCCCCGCACCAGACCAUCUCGGCGUCCCUGGGCUCGAGGCUGACCGUCCCGUGCAAGGUGUUCCUGGGAGGCGGCGCGCACUCGACCACCCUGCUGUGGUGGAUGGCCAACGCCACCAGCAUCGACGCCGCCUACCAGGCCGGCCGCGUGCGCGAGGGGCCGCGCCUGGAAUACUCAGAAAACGACGCGAACUACAUUGAAGUGCCCCUGAUUUUUGAUCCAGUCAUCAGAGAGGAUCUGACCACGGAUUUUAAAUGUGUUGUUCACAACACACUGAGUUUUCAGAUGCUGCAUACCACAGUCAAAGAAGUCUCUUCCUAUGUUUUCAUAACACACAGAGGCCAAGGAGUAGGACAUAAAGCAGCUGCAUCCAAGCAACGAUCUCCACACCUAAACUUCUCUUUUCACAGUUUGUUUUCUUUCCUUUGCGACUGUAUUGAAUCCUCACGACAUCCAUGCUCAUUGGGAAAGGGCAGAGCUAACCCGGCCUCGUCACGGUUGCGAGCUGAGGCCUACCCACGCGACAGCUCGCUGCAUACCGCCCAGUGGGGAGGCCGAGGCAGACCCUCGCUCUGCCGCUUCUCUCGGAUGAAGUGCUGCUCCCCUUUGCUGGUUUCCAUGACGCCACAGAGGUCACCCUCCAAUGCCCCUGGUCCUGGUGCCCGGGACACACAUUCUGAAACUCAGUGCACAUUUAUGGGAAGACCCACCUCCGUGGCUCUCUGCCCCCAAACCCGCACGCACUGUCCCAUCUGGUGAGAGAACGUUUGACCCUGACCUGACCUUUCUUC